Molecule: messenger RNA, 3489 nt
Organism: Archocentrus centrarchus (flier cichlid)
Lineage: Eukaryota; Metazoa; Chordata; Actinopteri; Cichliformes; Cichlidae
Product: cullin-1
Exons: 22
Coding region: 453-2783 (776 amino acids)
Biological process (GO): ubiquitin-dependent protein catabolic process
Cellular component (GO): cullin-RING ubiquitin ligase complex
Molecular function (GO): ubiquitin protein ligase binding
Source: RefSeq, a predicted model, not a curated record
UGGCUUCUGUGAGCUGAUCUUUGUGCGAACGAAGGAGCGGAGCGGUCGCAGUUAGCUACCCACAGCAAACACACUCAGAAACGGCGGUGGGACACCGAUUUGGGGCCUGAAAACAAACUCAUCUGACGGUUACACAGUGACAGCGACUGCCUUAAAAUGGUCAUCUGGUGAAGAGUGCUGAAGCUUUUAGGUGGAGGAGUGGCAGACAGCGCCACCCAGGCGUGCAGCGUGGGACCGCAUCCCGCCUCACACAGCCAACAACCAACUUCCCGAGGCGCCGCCACUGCCACCCCCCCCUCCCCAGAUGGACUUCAGACUCUGAGAGCAAAGCGAGGCAGUCGGGACCGAACUCAAGAGAAGGAGAGGAGGUGCGGGGGGAGGAGCACACGCUCGCUGGAGCAGGAAAGGGAGGGCAUUGGUAGGGAGCGGAGAGGACACUGAGCUCCGCCACGAUGUCGUCCAACAGGACCCAGAACCCCCACGGACUGAAACAGAUAGGCCUGGACCAGAUAUGGGAUGACCUGCGGGCUGGCAUCCAGCAGGUGUACACGCGGCAAAGCAUGGCCAAGUCCCGCUACAUGGAACUCUACACACAUGUAUAUAAUUAUUGUACCAGCGUCCACCAGUCCAGCCAGGGCCGGGGCUCCGUGCCUCCAGCAAAGCCCUCCAAAAAGUCCACCACUCCAGGCGGGGCUCAGUUUGUAGGCCUGGAGCUCUACAAGCGGCUCAAGGAGUUCCUGAAGAACUAUCUGACAAGCCUACUCAAGGAUGGCGAGGAGCUGAUGGACGAGUGUGUGCUGAAGUUUUACACCCAGCAGUGGGAGGACUACCGUUUCUCCAGUAAGGUCCUCAACGGGAUCUGUGCCUACCUCAACCGUCACUGGGUCAGACGAGAGUGUGACGAGGGACGCAAGGGCAUCUACGAGAUAUACUCACUGGCACUUGUGACCUGGAGGGAGUGUUUAUUCCGACCCCUCAACAAACAGGUAACAAACGCCGUUCUGAAGCUGAUAGAGAGAGAGAGGAACGGUGAGACCAUCAACACCCGGCUGAUCAGUGGUGUCGUCCAGUCUUAUGUCGAGCUGGGCCUGAACGAGGAGGACGCCUUCGCCAAAGGCCCCACGCUCUCUGUGUACAAGGAGUACUUUGAAUGCCAGUUCCUCACUGACACGGAACGGUUCUACACGCGUGAGAGCACAGAGUUCCUGCAGCAGAACCCCGUCACAGAGUACAUGAAGAAGGCGGAGGCCCGUCUCCUGGAGGAGCAGCGCCGUGUGCAGGUUUACCUCCACGAAUCCACCCAGGAUGAACUGGCCAGGAAGUGUGAGCAGGUCCUCAUCGAGAAGCACCUGGAGAUCUUCCACACCGAGUUCCAGAACCUCCUGGACGCCGACAAGAACGAAGACCUGGGCAGGAUGUACAACCUGGUGUCCCGGAUCACCGACGGUCUCGGCGAACUGAAGAAACUUCUAGAGACCCACAUCCACAACCAGGGCUUGGCUGCCAUCGAGAAGUGCGGCGAGGCUGCGCUCAAUGACCCCAAAGUGUACGUGCAGACCACCCUGGACGUCCAUAAGAAGUACAACGCUCUGGUCAUGUCCGCUUUCAACAACGACGCCGGCUUCGUCGCCGCGCUCGACAAGGCCUGCGGUCGCUUCAUUAACAACAACGCCGUCACCAGGAUGGCUCAGUCAUCCAGCAAGUCUCCCGAGCUGCUGGCCAGAUACUGCGACUCGUUACUGAAGAAGAGCUCCAAGAACCCCGAGGAGGCUGAGCUCGAGGACACUCUGAACCAAGUGAUGGUUGUGUUCAAGUACAUCGAGGACAAAGAUGUUUUCCAGAAGUUUUACGCCAAGAUGCUGGCCAAACGUCUCGUCCACCAGAACAGCGCCAGCGACGACGCCGAGGCCAGCAUGAUCUCCAAACUCAAGCAAGCGUGUGGCUUCGAGUACACGUCCAAACUGCAGCGAAUGUUCCAGGACAUCGGAGUCAGUAAAGACCUGAACGAGCAGUUCAAGAAACACCUGACCAACUCUGAGCCUCUGGACUUGGACUUCAGCAUCCAGGUUCUGAGCUCCGGCUCGUGGCCGUUCCAGCAGUCCUGCACCUUCGCUCUGCCCUCAGAGCUGGAGCGAAGCUAUCAGCGCUUUACGGCGUUCUACGCCAGCAGGCACAGCGGCAGGAAGCUCACCUGGCUCUACCACCUGUCCAAGGGAGAGCUGGUCACCAACUGCUUCAAGAACAGGUACACGCUGCAGGCCUCCACCUUCCAGAUGGCCAUCCUGCUGCAGUACAACACGGAGGACAGCUACACGGUGCAGCAGCUCACCGACAGCACGCAGAUCAAAACUGACAUUUUGGUUCAAGUUCUUCAGAUCUUGUUAAAGUCGAAGCUGCUGGUUCUGGAGGACGAGAACGCCAACGUGGACGAGGUGGAGUUCAAACCCGACACCGUCAUCAAACUUUUCCUCGGAUACAAAAAUAAGAAGCUGAGGGUGAACAUCAACGUGCCGAUGAAGACCGAGCAGAAACAGGAGCAGGAGACGACUCACAAGAACAUCGAAGAGGAUCGAAAGCUUCUCAUCCAGGCUGCCAUAGUGAGGAUCAUGAAGAUGAGGAAGGUCCUGAAGCACCAGCAGCUCCUGGCUGAAGUCCUGAACCAGCUGUCAUCCCGGUUCAAACCCCGAGUCCCCGUCAUCAAGAAAUGCAUUGACAUCCUGAUCGAGAAGGAGUACCUGGAGCGAGUGGACGGCGAGAAGGACACGUACAGCUACCUAGCCUGAGCCCGCCCUCCCCCCGCCCACCUGCCCGCCUGUCGCCGCCGGCUCUCCUUAGUUUAAUUUUAAUUUACAUCUUUAUUUUUUCCCUUUUUUUCUUUUUUAAUUUUAUGUCUGAGAAAUAAAGUGUGGAUCCCUCUGAGCGUGACCGCCCUCAUAUGACAGCCACCAAACCCAAGGAGGGGGAGGGGCUGCUCCCUCCGCUCCCCCCGUUGAGACCGGGAAACCCCCUUCUACACGCUCGCCCGUCCCUGUCCUAUCCGUGCGACUCGAACGCUCACUUCCUUGUUGUCAUACUGUAAAUAACGACCACGGACUGAGAGGAAUAAACAAGCCCCGCCCUCCCCCCUUUACAUUAGCGUGAUGACUUAGCCUACAGCCAAUCAGAGGAGAGCCGCAUCCAAAGGUUUCUGCAUGCUACUGCCUACCUGCGCCACAGCGACCACGAAAAAGAUUCACACGUAAGCAUAAAGAGUCGAGUCGCCCAGGCCACCGACGCAGCCCACCGCACGACUAUCGAAUCGACGCCGGUCCUGUAACUUAAAGUCCGCCACUGCAUCGAGGGAGGAAGAGGAGGAGGAGCUGCUGAGGUCGCGUCAGAGCGAGGCUGGCGGGUUCGAGCAGGAGUCUCUUUACUGAACGGUGGACAUUUGUAUAGUGUGGUUCAUUUUCUAAAUGUGUGAUGAAUAAAAACCAGGAAAGAUUUCUCUAA